Oryza sativa Japonica Group (Japanese rice) is the source of this 1073-nucleotide messenger RNA. The record is from RefSeq and is a predicted model, not a curated record. Lineage: Eukaryota; Viridiplantae; Streptophyta; Magnoliopsida; Poales; Poaceae.
CCGACGGUCCAGAAUCAUCCAAUCCAAUGGCUCCUAUCAUCCCACGUACCCCCUCAACCUCCGCGAGCAGAAACCACCGCAUCUCAGCUGAAAAUCACGCCGCUCGCCCAGAUCGCUCCGCCUCCCCUCGCCCAACCUCCUCGCUCCGUUCUUCUCACGCCAACUGCAGCGCAGCCGCCGGCGCCGUCGAUUCCGACGCCCUGCCUUUGCCGCCGGCGCCCCUCCCAGCCGACCGCCUCCAGAUCGACGCCGCCGCUCCCAGACGCCGCCGCCGUCGCCUCGCCUCGCCCGAUCCCGGACGCCGCCGCGACUCACGCCGACGCCCCGACCCCACGCCAACCGCUACGCUGCCUCGUCCCUCACGCCAAUCGUCGAUCCACAUCUACGACCGCCGGCUUUCUCCUCCGCGGGCGCUGCUGACCGCCGAUCCACAUCCACAUCGAGGACAGCCAAGGAAGCCAGCGACAACCUCCUCUGCGGGCGCUGCCGACAGCCUCCGCCGCCCGCAUCGCCGAUCUACUCCACGCCGACUAUCUCCUCCGCGGUCGCUGCCGACCGCCGAUCCACAGCGAGGACAGCCGAACCACAUCCACACUGCAGUCCCUGGAGGCGAGCCACCAACAACAAGGAUUUGCGACUUCAGAUCAGUUCGAACAGUUGCUUCCCACCCACAUAACCUCCUUCCCUGCAUUGAAGGAUAUAUUGACUUGUUGAAUACCGCCAUCAUCGCCACAUCAGCCCGGCUGCCAUCUGGUUUCUUUUGCCCUGAUGUGAUGAACACAUCUGAAGGAGAGCAGCAGAGUAUUCAAGUACAUGUGGCAAAGCAGCAGGUGAGGAUAAUCAUUUUAUCACCAUAGUCAAAAGUAUGCCCCAAAAAUUAUUGCCAGUGGUUGAUUAGGAGACAAUUAGAUUGAAUAUCUUUAUAGAAAUAGAUGGAUAUUGUGUACUUCAGUCCUUGCAUGCUUUCAGAUUUGUAUGCUAAAUUUUCCUGUAGAUGCAUAUGCUGAAUGUUUCCUGUAAAUGCUUAUACUGAUUUUUUUUAUAUACAAAAGUAUAUACUGCAAUGUCUCCUA